Molecule: messenger RNA, 1076 nt
Organism: Amphibalanus amphitrite
Lineage: Eukaryota; Metazoa; Arthropoda; Thecostraca; Balanomorpha; Balanidae
Product: high affinity copper uptake protein 1-like
Exons: 6
Coding region: 121-696 (191 amino acids)
Biological process (GO): copper ion transmembrane transport
Cellular component (GO): membrane
Molecular function (GO): copper ion transmembrane transporter activity
Source: RefSeq, a predicted model, not a curated record
CGCGGCGGGCCCCCCGCGAUAUAUGGGCUGACGCGGCCCUUCCACCGGUGGCCGCCGCCGUCUCAGAGCCCGGUCGGCCGCCACCAGAGUGUGAGCCUGACGCGGUGCAGAGCAGUCAGCAUGAUGUCGUCACGACGAGCGAUGCCGCUGCUGCUGGUGCUGGCAGUGGUUGUGUGUGGCUGUCGGGCGGCUCCAGCCCCCGUGGCAGCGUCAUCAAUGGUGAUCAGCAAGGCUGUGAACCAUGCUCCCCCGAGUGACACCGAAGACACUCCUGGGCCACUCGCGACCGACUCCGUGGGUUCCAAACAAGUGGGCAUGAUGAUGCAGAUGACCUUUUUUGGCGGUAACCACUUCUCACUGUGGUUCGAGGGAUUCCACGUGCAUGACGCUGGCACCCUCACCGCUGCCUGCCUAGGAGUGGGCAUCAUGUCCAUUCUCUUCGAGGGCCUCAAGGUUUUCAGGUUGAUCCUCGUCGACAGAGUCGCUUCUUCCAGGGUGUCGUCUCCAGGACACUGGCUUCAGGUCUUUCUCCACAUUGCACAAGUGACCUUCGGAUACUUCCUCAUGCUGGCCACCAUGACGUACAGCUCGUGGAUCAUGAUAGCUAUCUGCGCUGGAGCCGGAGUCGGCUACGCCAUCUUCGCUCCCAUGGUCUCCAAGCGAGCUCUGCUGGGUGCUUCAGACCACUGUCAAUAGACACAUGAGUGGGAUCUACAUAGCAAUCGAUAGAUCUAUGUAGUCGUAGGGUCUGCGGAUUGUCAAUAGACGAGAACGUCAGACUCCACAGGAGUCUGACGUCGGUUUUGGGGUCUACUAAGCACUGCCACUAAGCUGUAAUGAAGGCACAGUAGUGAACCGAGACAUACCUAUCACUUACCUACUGCGAUACAAUGUUGUGAUAUACUGAUUGUACUUACUAUAGCUGAGUUAGCUAUAGCUGAUAGCUGAGUUUGCCUAACGGGUCAUUUAUGGUUCUCUAACGGGUCAACAGCAAAUGCUUAGUGAUGGAUGAAAUGAUUGUGAAAUGUCGCUCGACAAGAUGAAGUUGAAUAUACCGCAGCCCGAGCCCACCGCUA